AUGGAGCUGUAUUUUCAAUAUAAUUGUUCCUGUAGCAAUGAAAAAAAGUUAAACGUUAACAAAAUGCACGAUUCUUACCACCAAAGCCGAUUGAAGGAAAGUUCAAGUUGUAUCAUUGAUCGAUCCUGGGAUGAAACUGACAUUGAAAUCCUCUCAACGAUGACGUUUUUCCUCCAUAAAUUGAAAAAGUCGACGGAUAUAUCUGAGUGCACUAGUACCAAGACAGCUAAUAAUACUGGACAUACUUUACCCAUCAACGAAGCAAAUUUUUCAAUCCUAAAAAGUGUUGAUGAGCGAUCAGCUUUAAAAAACUACUGCAUUUGCGAUCAAAUAGCUCAAAACUUAACUAUCAUACUUGAUGCGGGAUUGGCGGAACUGAACACGGAGCCGAUAGAUGAAGAAUCCUUGCUCGAGAAAGUGCUUCUCUUAAAGCCAUACGUUUUUAAAUUCGAGCAUAACAUUUCGUUGCGGAAUUUUUUCAUUCGAUCAUGGAAACAAGCCAUUCGUUUUUAUCUCCCUAGACUGAUCAAUGAGCUUUCUCAGGUAUAUCCUCAAUUUUUGCAUUCUACCAUGAGAGCACUAAUGCAACUCGACUAUUUAGAUUAUUCAACGCUUAAGAACAUGAGUGAAUUUCGAUUUAUUUCACGAUGUCUCACUGUAAGCGGAUCUUUUUAUGUGAUUCUCACCUAUCUUGCAGAGCAGGAUCGAAAACGAACCCAACCGUUGGUUACAGCUUGUGUUCGAUUUUCCAAGGAAGAGCUCUCUAAUAAGGAAUAUUAUGAACUAUUUCCCUUGAGACUCCGACCUUUCAUUAUCAUAAUGAGUGAGAUCAUCAAUCCUCAAGAUCCGGAUGCGAAUUCGAUACUGGCAGUAUAA
Messenger RNA from Anopheles nili, 876 nucleotides. RefSeq lists its product as uncharacterized. The record is from RefSeq and is a predicted model, not a curated record. NCBI's taxonomy places the organism in Eukaryota, Metazoa, Arthropoda, Insecta, Diptera, Culicidae. The transcript is spliced from 3 exons. The coding region runs from base 1 to 876 and encodes 291 amino acids.